AUGCUAUUAUUUUCCUUGUGUUUGAUUCCAUUAUUCUGUUCUAUUCUUCUAGUAUCGGGAUGGAAUAAUUAUUGGGCUGAGGCAUUUCAGGUGCCGUUGUUCCAAUCAGUUCAAGCGCCAUCACUCCCGAUUGUUCGAGGUACAUUACGACCAUGGACCUCGUCAUCAUCGAAAAGCUCUGAAGGCGGUGCGGGCAUCAUUCAAAGUCGAACUCUCACUCUGCGAAGCGUGUAUCAUCACGGAACUAAAGAACAUCCCGAAUUACAUCGACGCCUCAAAAUCAGUCCCGAUAAGAUAAAGAAAGCGGCGAUCGAAGGCAGCGAAAGCGAAGAUGGCAUUGGACCAUUCACCGUCUCAACAGCUCCAAUAGGCAUUCACAGACUUAAAAAACGAAGUGUACAGGAUAUAGAAGCUUUCAAUCAAUGGCCCGCCGAUCUCCCUGCAUCAGCAUGGGCUGUUAAUGAUGUGCCAGCGCCAGAUGUGACAGAUAAAUCCACCGUGGUCAAUUUCGCUGUCAUGGCAGCAAAUACUUAUCAGCGAACUCCCGAUGAUCCUGAAUGGGAAGACAUAAAACCUCCUUUCAACCUUUCAUCAUCUAUUGGAUGGGAAUCGGAUGGUCUGCGGGGCCAUGUUUAUGCCGACGAUACAAAUACUACAGUCGUUAUCGCGUUAAAGGGCACAACUUCAGCUGUAUUCGAUGGAGCGGAGACAACUACAAAUGAUAAAGAGAAUGAUAAUCUGUUUGCUGGAUGCUGCUGUGGACAAGGUGGAUGGGGUUUACGAAAAGUAUGUGACUGUAUGACGGCAACAUAUACAUGCAACGAAAUGUGUGUUUCCAAGGCGCUGAAGAAGCCAAAUCGUUAUUAUCAAGCUGCUGUGGAACUGUAUGGAAAUAUUACAGAGGAAUAUCCUACGGCGGACGUUUGGUUGACAGGUCAUUCUCUUGGAGGACUUGUCACUACUCUCGUCGCAUUGACUUUUGGCCACCCUGUACUGACCUUUGAAUCGGUCCCUCAAGCAUUGGCAAUCUCUCGAUUGGCUCUUCCUACGCCACCUGGAUACAGCUCCGCUUCGGAAGCUCGUGAUAAUGUCGGUAUAUGGAAUUUUGGGCACACUGCUGAUCCAGUAUAUAUGGGUACGUGCAAUGGAGCCACAUCACUUUGCGCUUUUGCUGGUUAUGCCCUCGAAUCGACGUGUCAUGCAGGAUUACGAUGCGUAUAUGAUGUUGUUGCGGAUCUUGGUUGGAGUGUAUCUCUGUCUACUCAUGGAAUCAGAGCCUCUAUCAAGAAUGUAUACAAAAAGUAUGAUAAAGCUCCUACUUGUAUUGCAGACACCGAAUGUGUCGAUUGUUUUAAUUGGAAACGAGAGAAGGGAUCCCGCUCUACUACAUCAAGUACCACAGCAAGCACAACAUCCAAACCAAGGACUCGUACUGAGACUUGCAAGACUCCUGGCUGGUGGGGUUGCUUGGAUAAAACUAGUGCGAGCACAACUUUCACGUCUACGACAACAAUCACCUCGACGUCUUGUAAGAGUUAUGGAUGGUUUGGGCGAUGCUUAGACCCAGCUUCUACCACAUUUACGUCUAAAACUACAAUUAUCGAGGCUUCAGCAACUAUACAUGAGUUCUUAGCCACUGUUACCAGUAGUCGAGAUUUCACCAAAGGGUUGAAGACUAAAACGGCUCAAGCACAUCAAAUUACUGCCUCGCCGAUUGCCCCAACUUGA
Sclerotinia borealis F-4128 is the source of this 1728-nucleotide messenger RNA. The record is from the annotation of a GenBank genome assembly. Lineage: Eukaryota; Fungi; Ascomycota; Leotiomycetes; Helotiales; Sclerotiniaceae.